AUGGACCCGGCAUCGUCAGAUUCAGUGGCUGCUGCUGCUGCUGCUGAUGAUGAGAUUGUCGUUAGUACAAUGCCCACGCCCCGUCUGGUACCCAGCCGGCAGAAGCGUUUGAGCCUGAAGCGCUCCAUCCAUGCAGGGAGUAAGCGUGCAGCUCCUGCUCCAAAGGCAACGUGUAAGAAGAUUGCGAAGGCGAAAACACCAUGCAAGAUGGAGGAGGCUGAGGCUGCUACGGCAAGCUCGGAAAAUCCGCCCGUUCCCAAACCGAGCAAGCCGACAGCCAAAGCAGGAGCUAAGGCGAAGCUGUUGAAAGCCACACCCAAAGCAAAAGCAGGCCCUGCGUUGGCCAAGGCCAAGGCCAAAGCCAAGGCCAAAGCGAAGGCCAAAGCGAAGGCCAAAGCGAAGGCCAAAGCGAAGGCCAAAGUACGCAUGCCUGGAAAGCCUAAAGCCAAAGCAAAGAGCGCCAGAAAGGAUGGGGCGGAUGAAAACGUCCCAGCUGCUGGCGAGGCCUGGGAGAGUUCCGAGAACGGCUCCCCCAACAUCGCCGAUGCCCAGAAAGUGCUGGGAGAACAGUCGCGCAUCCAGAAGGAUGAGGCGGCGUGGAUCGCAGGCCAGCUCGGCUUGGAGAAGGCGCACGUCGCGGGCGCCGUGCGCCUCUUCCAGGAAGGCAGUACUCUGCCGUUCAUCGCCCGGUACCGGAAGGAGCAGACGGGCUCCAUGAACGAGGAGGACUUGCGCAGGGUGGAGCGCGAGCUGAGCCGCGUGAAGGACCUGGAAACCAAGCGUGCCCGGGUGGCACUGGCCCUUCAACGGGGCAGGCACCUCAAUCCAGAUCUCGGCCAGAGUCUACUGCAGGCCGAGAGUGUGGAGGACAUCGAUGCCUUGUGGGCCCCUUUCAAGGCCAAGAGACAGACGCGGGCCCAGGUCGCCAAGUCCUUGGGCUUGGAGCCCUUGGCCAACUUCCUGGAGGCGGCAGCCAAGCUGGCACCGAACCACGAGGUCUUGGAGCUCAUCGGCUUCCCUGCAAGAGCCGACGCCACCGAGGCCCCCCAAGUCGCCGCCGACACCCCCGAGGCCCCCCAAGCCGUUGGCGACACGGUCGCUGGCGACACGGAGGUGCGCGACGCCGAGGGCACCCAAGGCACCCAAGGCACGGAGGACACCGAGGGCACCGAGGGCACCGAGGUCAAGGAGCUCCGGGAGGUGCUCCCCAUUACGGGGCAGACGCUGGAAGAGGCCGCCGCGCACUUCAUCACAGCGGAGGUCCCCAAUGUGGAAGCUGUCUUGAAGGCCGCUCGGGACAUAUUGGCAGAGCAGUUUGCCCACCGUGGGGAUGUGAGGCAGUUGGCCCGCAGCAUGCUCGAGAGCAAGGUAAGACUCCAGGCUCGCCGCCGUGGCGAAGCGGAUCCGGAAGAGCAGUUCAAGACCUACUGGGAAUUCAGCGCCCCUUUGCGCCAGGUGAAGCCACAUCAGUUCCUGGCAGUGCAGCGUGGAGAGCAGAAGAAGUGCCUCAGCUUGAGCUUUGCCAUCACGGACGACGAUGCCACACACUUACUCGAUGCCUUAAUGUCGACCUUCUUGGGUGGCUCCCGCCACUCCAUCGCUGCGACCCCUACACCCAUGAGGGCAGCGGGAGGUAUGGGAGGUAAGCACACGGGAAGCCUUCCGGGCCGAGCCGCGUACCGCGCCGAGAUUCGCCUGGCGCUGGAAGACGCCUACAAGCGCCUGCUGCUUCCCUUCCUGGAACGCGAGUGGCGCCGGCGCCUCAAGCAACAAGCGGAAGACGAGGCCUUCGACACCUAUCGCCGGAAUCUGAAGAAGAAGCUCCUCUCGUCUCCUUUGAGGUUGCACCCGGACUGGGGCCAUGCCCCCACUGCUGGUCCUCCCGUGUCGGCCGUAUUGGGCGUGGACCCGGCCUUCCGCACGGGCUGCAAGUGCGCGUUGAUCUCAUUGACGGGGCAAGUCCUGGCGACCAAGACGCUCUUCCCGCACCCAAGCUAUGCCGGGGCAGCUGUGCCCGCCUCACAGGCCGAGAACGCGAGCCGAGGCCUCCGGGACCUUCUUGGGCAAGGCUUGCAGGGAACGAAAGUGGCGCCUGCCGAGGCUGAACCAGAGGACGGAGGGGAUUUGGCUGAAGCCGAGCGGCCGCAGAAGAGGCAGCGCGCCGACGGCCACGCCCGGGUCGUCUGCAGCCUGGGCAAUGGCACUGCCAGCCGGGAGACGGAAGCUUGGUUGCGUCAGCAGUUGAAGGGCUGGGACGAGGUGCUUGCAGAAUGCGUUGGCUACGCGGUGGUGGACGAGUCUGGGGCCUCCAUCUAUAGCGCCUCCCAGCUCGCAGGGGCAGAGCUGCCACAGCUAGACGUGUCCAUGCGCGGCGCCGUCUCCAUCGCACGGCGGCUCUUGGAUCCCCUCUCUGAGCUGGUAAAGAUUGAUCCUCGGAGCAUCGGGGUGGGCCUCUAUCAGCAUGACGUGGACCAGAAGCGUUUGGCCGAGGAGCUGAAAGGGGCCACCAUGGACUGUGUCAACGCCGUGGGCGUCGAUCUCAACACAGCCUCACCGGCCAUCCUGGAACACGUGUCGGGCCUCUCAUCCGGCCUGGCACGGAGCAUCGUCUCGUACCGCAGCGACAUCGGCCAAUUCAAGUCUCGGGCAGACUUACUGUCCGUGCGUGGCGUGGGCAAGCGCACGUUCGAGCAGGCGGCUGGCUUCCUCCGGGUGUAUGCAGGGGCAGAGCCCAUGGACGAGCUGCCCAUUCACCCCGAGAGCUACCCAGCGGCAGCAGUGCUGCAAGAACGAUGCGGCGGUCUGCACAGUGAGGCUUAUUCCAGGACCCUCCUGGAGCUCGCCCGGGAUGCUGCCGUGGCAGCCGAGCUCGGCUUGGGCCCAGAGACGCUGGCCGACUUGUGUGGUGCUCUGGCCAAUGCCCACUCCCAGGCUUCCCUGGACCCGAGGAGUCAGGAACCACCGCUGCGGAUCAAGGUGCCGGGCCUGCCUGCAGAGAUCAAGGAAGGGGCUGCCAUCGACGCCCAGGAAGCAGGCUGGACCGUCGAUCAGCUGAAGCCCGGCAUGCGGCUCCAGGGGGUGGUGCGCAACGUCGUGGCCUUCGGGGCCUUCGUGGACGUCGGUGUCGGCCACGACGGUUUGCUGCAUAUCUCAAAGUUUCCAUUGGGUCAGUCUGCUGCGAAAUUGGCCGUCAACAGCCCGGUGGAGGUCACAGUCUUGUCUGCCGAGUGUCGACAAGAAAAGGGAGGCGCCGGAAAAGCAAAGUGGCGCAUUGGGCUAUCCAUGAGAUGA
This is a messenger RNA of Symbiodinium natans, 3291 nucleotides long. The record is from the annotation of a GenBank genome assembly. Lineage: Eukaryota; Dinophyceae; Suessiales; Symbiodiniaceae.